UGCGGUUUGGUCGUGUUUAAAAAAAUUCAAUAUCCGCAUCAAAAUUGUUACAAACCGCACAAUGAUUUCGGUUUGGUGCAGUCUAGAGACUAGACCACACUCAAAACGAACAUAACGGAGCCACAAUUAGAGUAAACAACCACGGUCUGCGGAGUAAGAUUAAUUUCUUCAUUCAAAUACAAACAACAAUCCAACAAAACUGACAAAGAUUUACUAGUAUUUCAUAUUAACUAUUGAUUUGAUAUGAUUCAUUCAGUUAUCUGAAAUUCAACACUUCGUAUUGAUUUUGGGAGAUUGCCACCAGUUUUCACAAAGAUGAUCCAUCAAGAAGACAUCUUAUUUGACAUACUUUCACGACUACCUGCCAAAUCCAUUGGCCGAUUUCGGUGUGUUUCUAAACCAUGGAAAUCUCUUCUAACGCAACCCCACCUCAUUAGAACCCACCUUUAUCGAACCAAACAUCUUCCUAAUCAUGAUCAAUCGCUAAUCCUUAUUUCAGAGGAAUCCCAUUCCCUGUAUUCUACCCAGUUGAAUAAUGCCCACCACCUGUUCGACGAAAUUACCACUUUUGCUACCAAGCUCUGUUUUGAUGAUCAUCGUUUUGGUUCCACCCUUGUUAAUAAUCUCUGUUCUUGUGAUGGGUUAGUUUUUGUUUGUGACGAGGAAAGCAAUAUGUUGUUGGUAAACCCGACAACGAGGGCGGUUAAGAAGUUGCCGAGUUCUCCGUAUGCUCUUGAUCCUCAUGCUAGUUUUACUAUGUAUGGACUUGGGUAUGAUUCAGUUAGUGAUGAUUAUAAGGUUGUUACGCUUUCGUAUUAUGACACUGAUAAUGAGCAUGAACCUGAUUGUACUGAGAUGUUUGUUAAUGUGUACUCUGUUAGAAAUGGUACUUGGAAGAGAGCUGAGAGUUCUCCGUAUGAUCAUGCUGUUGGUCAUCUUGCUUCAGGGGUUUUUGUUGGUGGGUCUAUUCAUUGGCUUGCUAGUAAGACUAAGGAUUACUCGUCUGUUAUUGUUGCAUUUGAUUUAGAGGAAGAGAGGUUUCGCGAAGUGGCACCACCUAGUUCGGUUGAUAGGAAGAAGUUCGUGUUUGAUCAUCUUGUGGUGCUUGGAGGGUGUCUUUGUAUGUUUCAUUUGGGUGGGAGUUGUGAAACUGAUGUUUGGGUGAUGAAAGAAUAUGGCGUGGAAGAGUCUUUGACCAAAUUAACGAUCAUUGACCAUGAGAAGUCGGAGUUUAGGCCAAUGUGUUUGUUGGGGAAGGAACAAGUGGUGCUUGUGAAGGACGAGGAGACGGCUGAUGAUAAACUGGUGACUUAUAACUUAGAAGAAGGAACUUUUAGGAACGUUGUAGUUCAUGCCAUCCCGGAUGGAUUUCGUGUUGGAGGGACCUUCAUGGAGAGCCUUGUCUCGCCUCGUUUAGAAUAUUGAAGCUUUGGAAGAAAGCUAAGUUAGUAAGUAGCUACUUCGUCAUGGAGAAGUUUGUAUAGAACAUAUUUUUUUGCUUAUGUUGUAUUGCUCUUGCAUUGUUUUGGUGUUUAUGGUAAUCAAAAGGCUGCAUGUUAUUUGGCUGUUAGCUAGCCCUCAUGUUUGUAAA
Messenger RNA from Chenopodium quinoa (quinoa), 1591 nucleotides. RefSeq names its product F-box/kelch-repeat protein At3g06240-like. The record is from RefSeq and is a predicted model, not a curated record. The coding region runs from base 316 to 1425 and encodes 369 amino acids. NCBI's taxonomy places the organism in Eukaryota, Viridiplantae, Streptophyta, Magnoliopsida, Caryophyllales, Amaranthaceae. Gene Ontology annotation, molecular function: protein binding. The transcript has a single exon.